This is a messenger RNA of Paramisgurnus dabryanus, 2220 nucleotides long. RefSeq names its product phosphodiesterase 9ab (gene pde9ab). Gene Ontology annotation, molecular function: 3',5'-cyclic-nucleotide phosphodiesterase activity. Lineage: Eukaryota; Metazoa; Chordata; Actinopteri; Cypriniformes; Cobitidae. The record is from RefSeq and is a predicted model, not a curated record. Gene Ontology annotation, biological process: signal transduction.
UGGCAACACUGGAGAGCAGGGGUGUGGGUGAUAAAGAGCGGAGCUUAAAACCCCAGCAUCCCUUCAUCAGCAUCUCUGUUAGCGGCCAGAGAUUGAAUGGCACCUGCUGAGAGUACUUUGGUGGACCAGAACAGGACAUUGGCUAUAGAUUGAGUAUCUUGUUAAACCAUCAUCAACAACAGAGGUCAUCAUGGGGUCAAGUUCUUCAUCCUAUGCUCCCAAAACUAUUUAUCUGGAUGUGGAUGGAAAAGUGCAAAGAGUGAUUUUCAGUCGGCAUUGUAGCCCGUGUGAUAUCAAGGAGCUUCUUUGUUCAUCAUCCAAUAUUGCCAGAACCACAGCUAUUCUUUUAAUAGACAAAGAAGGAGCAUUAAUAUCUAUUGAUCCCACCAUGCCUGUAAACAAUCCCAACAACUUGUAUAAAGUUGUACCCCAUUCCACGAACCAGGGAGGAGAAAAAGAAGACAUGUUCCAGAACGUACUGUCGCAAGUGGCCGAGCAGUUCAGCAGGGCCUUUAGAGUUAAUGAGCUAAAGACUGAAGUGACCGACAGACUGGCCAUGCUGGAAAAGAAAGUUGAAUUGGAAGGACUGAAAGUGGUGGAAAUUGAGAAGUGCAAGAACGAUCUGAAGAAACUAAGGGAUGAAAUGACCUCUAGAGGAGGAGUGAGAGUGAACUGCAACUGCAAAUACAACUUUACAGAUGAUGGAAAGAAACUCUCUCCCAGACGAGACGUACCAAACUAUCCAAAGUACACACUUUCUCAGGAGACCAUAGAAACUUUAAAGAAGCCCACCUUUGAUGUGUGGCAUUGGGAACAUAAUGAGAUGCUUAGCUGUUUGGAGUAUAUGUAUCAUGACCUUGGACUGGUUAAGGAGUUCAACAUGAACCCAAUAACUCUUAAGAGAUGGCUGCUGGCAAUUCAAGAAAAUUAUCGCGACAAUCCCUUCCACAACUUCCGCCAUUGCUUUUGUGUGAGCCAGAUGAUGUACGGUAUGCUCCAUUUGUGUAACCUUCAGGAGAGGCUGACUAUGACAGACAUGUGUAUUUUGAUGACUGCAGCAGUGUGCCACGAUCUGGACCACCCGGGAUACAACAACACGUAUCAGAUUAAUGCUCGUACUGAGCUGGCUGUACGCUAUAAUGACAUCUCCCCACUGGAGAACCAUCAUUGUGCUGUGGCCUUCCAGAUCCUCUCCAUGCCUGAAUGCAACAUAUUUGCCAAUGUAGAGCCGGACUCCUUCAAACAGAUACGACAGGCAAUCAUUACUCUCAUUCUGGCGACCGAUAUGGUCAGGCAUGGAGAGAUACUGGAAGCCUUCAAACAGAAAGUGGACAACUUUGACUUCACCAACGAAGAGCAUGUCAAAUGUCUAAAGAUGGUUAUGAUCAAGUGCUGUGACAUCUCCAAUGAAGUCAGACCUACUGAGGUGGCAGAACCAUGGGUGGACUGUCUACUGGAGGAGUACUUUAUGCAGAGCGACAGAGAGAAGUCAGAAGGUCUUCCCGUGGCUCCUUUUAUGGAUCGUGACAAAGUUACUAAGCCAACGGCACAAAUUGGCUUCAUUAAAUUUGUCCUCAUCCCAAUGUUUGAGACUGUCAUGAAGCUUUUUCCUCAGAUUGAGGAGAUCAUGGUUCAGCCCUUGAGGGACUCGCGUGAUCAUUACGAAGAACUGAAACAAAUAGAUGAUGCCAUGUCAGAGGCACAGAAGAAGAAAACAGAGAGCAUGUCUUUGGGUGGAAAGAAGAAAUAAACCAUUUCUGCAUCUUUUAUGGGAUCUAAGGCUAAUCCAACUUCCAGUUUCCUAAAACUGAGGACUUGAAUUGUUUGGGUUCUCCAAGCAUUCUAUUUAUGAAGGCGAGUGUUGGACCCCUUCCAAGGACAAGGCGAAUACUUUGUUUAUUUUGCUGGUGUAAUUAUUCUUCACUUGUAUAUUGGAAUGAAGGAUUGACUACAAUUUUGAAAAUGAGCUUUGAAAAUGUAUAGCUCGAGGAUGUUGUUCAAUACAUGGCGUUAUUUAAAACAUUUUAGUUUUUUUUGUUGACAUUUUUAUCUUUGGAAUUGUGAAUUUCAGAGGAGCUUAAUUAACCAACGUACGGUUUACUGUAUACUAAAAACUGUAUUUGCAUACAGCAGUUAUACUGGAGAUAGAAAGGUGUUUAACCAUUCUUAAAGGAAUAGUCAGUUUUCUUAAAAGAAAAAUCCAGAUAAUUUACUCACCAC